Messenger RNA from Cotesia glomerata, 4672 nucleotides. RefSeq names its product transcription factor E2F2 (gene E2f1). The transcript has 10 exons. Gene Ontology annotation, molecular function: protein dimerization activity; DNA-binding transcription factor activity, RNA polymerase II-specific; RNA polymerase II cis-regulatory region sequence-specific DNA binding. The coding region runs from base 1172 to 2527 and encodes 451 amino acids. The record is from RefSeq and is a predicted model, not a curated record. Gene Ontology annotation, biological process: regulation of transcription by RNA polymerase II. Gene Ontology annotation, cellular component: RNA polymerase II transcription regulator complex. NCBI's taxonomy places the organism in Eukaryota, Metazoa, Arthropoda, Insecta, Hymenoptera, Braconidae.
GUUUGCUCGCAGUUUCAACAGUGGUCUUCUCACCAACACCAAGUAAACGGGAAUAAGCAACGACGGUUUUAAGUCUGCGUUAGUCACCCGUUUCAAAAUCACUUAUAAAUAAUUACUCUAAAAGUCAACAAUUAAAACCAUUAAAUCAUCAACCUGUUAAUAAUAUUUUAAACAAAUAACAGUCGUGUAUUGAAGGUUAAUAGUACCUACCAGUGGCUUCGUGACGCGACCUAUUAUAAAACGCAGAAUGGCGUCAGAUAGAAUAUUAAGUUUAAUAAUUUUUAAAUAAUCCAUUUAUUGGAGUAUCAAAUAACAGUGAGUGACGGACAUUAUAGUUGUUUGGUCACCAGUAAAUAUUUAAAACAAAUAACAAUUAAAAAUCGGUUAUAGAUAAAACUUAAUAUUAAAUAUGUGAUGGUGUAAGUAACUUAUUACGUUGGUAUCUUACAUUGCGGGAAAUAUAGGCUGACAUUUUGGCGCGCGUUUUUUAGUUUUACAGAGCCCAACAGAUGGCAAUACCCGGUACACGUACAUCAUUCACAAAUAUAACGACUGUCACGACGUAUAAAUGUAUACCUACACAUUUAAAGACUAGUAUACUUUUAGAGGUAUCUAGUUGUAUUGUAAAACUGGCUUCUGUAUUCUUUACACCCCGAGUAUCCUAAAACAUAAGUGGAAAUCUUAAAGUAGUAUUACCCUGUUUUCCUCUUUUUUUAUAAUUAUUUUAAUAAUACAAAAAUUGUUAUUAUUAUAAAACAAAUCAAUUUCAGGAGCCGGUCUCACCUAAAAAUUUUAAUAUGGAGACAAAUUUGCGGUUAGCACAAUGACCUGCUAUAAAAGGUUAUUUUAAUGAUAUAACAGUGCCGGUCUCGGCUUGUUAUCGUAUAAAUCGUACCUACGGACGGCGCUUGUACGAGAAAACGAGAAUAGGAGUGCUCUUGUGUGUUUCCGUCGACACAGAAAAUGGACACCGUAGCGCAGUAGAGAACUUAUUUUAAUAACUAUAAAGAGAAAGAGGUCAAAGACCGAAACAGUUUGAUGGAUAUGGCUCUUAUUACGAGACUUUAACACGCUGCUGUUGUGCCAACCAACGACGAUACCCCCGGAAGAGUGUGUGUGGCUAAACGUCUCAAAAUACUGCACGUCUUUGGUCAGAUUCUAAAUUAUCAAGAUGCCACGUGUAAGAAGACAAGUGAUCCUGGAAGAUCCUUCCAGGCCGGUUACACCUGACAUGGCACAAACUAAAUUAAUAAAAUCAGAAUUUAUCGAUGGCAAUUCUUUGGACGAACUUCAACCACAAAAAAUAGCAGAGGAAACUCCUAGUCCCCAUUUACAAGACCAUCAGUAUGGACAGACUCCUUGCUAUCAAGUCACAAGAAGACCUACACAGCCUUUACCUCGACCUGAACAAAUGUCAGUGCAAGCUGUAAAAAGAAGAUUAAAUUUGGAAGUAGCAUCAACUGCAUCCAGUCAAUCAGCUUUCAAAGCUCCUCGAGUUAAAAGACGGAGAUCAGGAUCUAAUUCAUUCUCAAAUCAUACCCCCUCAAAAAGUAAAAAUUUGGAAAGAACAAGAUAUGACACGUCGUUAAGUUUACUAACUAAAAAAUUUAUAAAUUUAGUGGAGAAUAGUAAUGACGGCGUAGUAGAUUUAAAUGUCGCAUCCGAAAAAUUAGGAGUACAAAAACGAAGAAUAUACGAUAUUACAAAUGUAUUAGAAGGUAUAGGUAUAUUGGAGAAAAAAAGUAAAAAUAAUAUUCAAUGGAAAGGUGGGCAGUUGCCGGGUGAGAGAAAUAAUAUUCUUGAGCUAAGGCAAGAAGUGACUGAUUUAGAAGCUAAGGAAAAUGCUUUAGAUCGUUUAAUCCUCGGUGCUGAAGAAAGUUUAAGAGAACUGUGUGCUGAUAGACGAUACGCUUACGUUACUUAUCACGACUUACGCUCAGUGCCGGCAUAUCGCGAUCAAGCAAUAAUGGCAGUAAAAGCACCACCGGAAGCUACACUACACGUACCACAACCCACAAGUAAUUGUGGGCAACCCAAACUACAAAUUCACAUGAGGUCGUCACAUGGUGAAAUCGAAGUAUUCUUAUGUCCUGAUGAUUCCACAGUGAAAAAUCAAACCACAACGACAUCAUCACAAUUACAACAAUCUACAUCAGUUUUAUCGAAGUCUAAAAAUCCAUCUCAAUUACCAUCUGAACUUUUGGUUACCCAAGAACAACAAACACAUCGGAUAGAACCUCGAAUGAAAAUUAAAACAGAGUAUCCGUGUGCAAUAAAACGUGAAAUUGAAACGAUUUCAGCAGCAUCGGGUAUGAGAGAUGCUAUGUUGGGUGAGACUGAUGAUUUUGAACCCAUGGGUGGUGGAAAAUAUCAACUACAAACGGAAGAUCAAAUGUCGUCAGAUAUGAGUAUUCUUGAUUUCGGAGAAUCGCUUAUGUCGUUGGAGCCGCCGCUUUCCGAAAACGAUUAUUCAUUUUCAUUAGCUUCUGGCGAAGGUCUGUCCGAUCUCUUCGACUUUCCUUUUUAGAACAAUUAUUUACUGGACAACUGAUUACUUUUUGAGCAGAAAUUUAUUUUUAUGUAUCUUUCAUUAAACUCUAAACUGUGAGUUCGUUUCCCUUGUUAGUUGAGUAUCUGAUUACAGUCCAAUAUAAAUGCAUGUAGUAAACAAAAGGAAUGAAAAUUAUAUUAUUCUACUCAAGUACAACAAGAGAAUAUUGUGGAUACCAGUGAUCAAAUUAUAAAUCUCGCUUUCAACUUUCAAUUGUACGCAGUCAUCAUCAAUUGAUUAGUAAAUAGUAAAUUAUGCAAUAUACAGUUAAUUUUAUUUAUUAAUAUGUUAUAAUAUUUAAUAUUAAAAUUAUAAUGUACAGAUAACAUAUCACAUAUUUAACUCAAUGCACUUGGAAAAUAACAAAUAAUAUAUAUUGAUUACGUGAUGUAAUAAACUACAAUACUUACACAUGCAAGUUAUCUUUUAUAUGUAAAUGGUGAACAUAUAUGCAAAGAGAAUCCGUAAAAGUUAUUUUUUGGCAGCAUAUUUGAGUUUAUUAUUUUGAUGUGGUUUGUUAAAAUAAUUACUGAUCAAUAAAUUAUAAUAAUUUAAUUUGAAAGAAGAGAGCGAGUAGAGGAAGUUUGUUUUGUAUAAUAUUAGGAAUUUAUUAAUUCGUGCAAUGACUUUCAUUUAUUUGUAAAAAUUUUGAUCAAUGUACGUAUCAAAGUGGGAGCGAACUCAAGUCAUGUGAAUCAGAGAAUGACAAAACCACAUUAAAAAAAAUAUAUAUAUGUAUACAUAUACCUUGAAUUUAUGAUUUUAAAUCUUAUAUUAUAAUUUUCUAUAAUAAAAAUAUGGAAAAAAAAGAUGUAAUAUUUGUUUAAAAAGAUAGUUAAGUCAGAAUAUAAAUGUCAUUCUGUAAAAGGGGUUUUCGAAGAAAUAAUCACUUACAAGUGGCCAAAUAUAAUAUCAAAUUAAAAAAUUUUAGUUUUUAAACAUAUUUCCUCUUCGCAAGCUCCUUGAGGAUGUACUCUAAUUAUCUUUACAUCUUUAGUGUACGUCCAAAGCCAUAGUGCCUGUAUCAGUGAAGACACUUUUUGCACUUGUAAAUAUUAAACAUAUAUAAGAGAGUACGUAAGUGAAAAAGAGGAUGAAGAAACGAUUUUUUAAAGCAAAUAAAAAAUUUUAAAAAUAUAAAAACAUUGAUAUAAAGUAAAAAAAUGCGAAAUUGACUUCGAUUAUAGUCAUUAAAUUUGCAAUGGUUUUUUUUUUUGUUUUUUAAUUAUAUAUCAUCAGUUUCUCUAAUCAAGAGAAUAUUAAUUUAUAUAUAAGUGUAUAUAUGUUUGCACUUAUUAUCUGAUGUCGUGUGUAAGGGUGCAGUGAAAAAGAGAAACAGAGAGCGAGCGAGAAAGAGAGAGAGAAAGAUUUUCAUUCAUCUCACAUUUGUACAGAACAAAAAAAUGUUAUUAACAAUCGUGAAUGGUAUUUUUUAUCAAAAAGAUUUUAAAUACUUCGCAAUAAUUCACGGUUUUUACAUCUUUUUUCAUUAAAAUUGUUAUAUAUAAAUAAUUAAUGUUCAUAGUGAAAUAUUCGCAUUGCAUUACAUUAUUAUUUGUCUUUAACACAUAUAGUUGUGUGUGAUUCAUUUCCUUAAUUAGUAAUGUUAAAUUAAAUGAUUAUUUAACUGAGAAAAAAUAAACAUUUUUUUGUUUUAUUUUUUUUUUAUUUAGAUAAUUCUUGUUAAAAAUAUAUGUAUAAUUUUUUUUUACUCGAAUAUAAAAAUGCAAUUUAAUCGUAUAAAUUAAUGAAGAUAGAUGUUUUUCAAUGAAAUAUUAUCUCUAGAAGGUAAUCAUUUUUUUUUUAUCGUCACAAGUUGUGUUUCAACAGUCAAAAGAUUUUUAAUUUUUUCAUCGUCACUAAAUUUCAUAAAGAAUCUUUUUUAUCGUAAAAUUAAAACAAAAAAAAAAAAGAAAUAAUAUAAAAUAAAAAAAAAACCACUACUAUUUUAAACGGUAGUAUUAAUUUUAUAGUUAGAUUUAUAUUCGAUAGACUGUUGAGAUUACAUUGUGCAAUGUAACAAGUGAGAGGAGGUAGAUUUUAAACUUAAGAGAACACAAAUUGAAUUACAAUUCCUAUUUAAUUAAUAAAUAAAAAAUAAAAUUAAUGUGUAUAAUUCAA